AUGGUAGAGGAAUUCGAAGAUGUUUCAAUUCUUGUGCCCGGGGAUAUAAUCAGUAUAAAACUUGUUGAUAUCAUUCCUGCUGAUGCUCGCUUGCUCGACAGAGAUCCUUUGAAAAUUGACCCGUCGGCUCUGACUGGUGAGUCAAUUCAAUUUUUCAGGUCUGACUAUGAAUUUGCAAUUAAAGGUGGAAUGGCGGGGUUUAAAGGACAAAUUUCUACUGUCACAAUUCUUGGCAUUAUGUUGAUAAAGGGAUUGGUUCGAAUAGAAGAUCAAUGGGAUAGUUACAAUUCUAAUCAGGCUUUAGGAAGCAGAGCAGACCUGCAUUCUCACUACCUUGAUAGAGAAGAAAUGGAACAACCAGAAAAAAGAUUGCAUAAUUUGAGGAGAUGUAGGAAUUCAAAGAGAAAAAGCAUUUCUCAAGUUGAAUCAGAUUUGUCAGAAAAAGGCUUUUGUAUGUAUUAUAAAAAUUGGGUCUUCCAUGGGGAACCAUUUUCUGCACACUCUUAUAUGUCAAGUGGAAAGAACAAUAACCUUGAUGAGAAUGGUGUUGCAGGUGAGAUAGAUUUCCUCAAUGAAGCUGUAUAUAAUGACUUUGAUAUGAAUGAAAAUGGUGAAUCUCAUGAGUUACCUGAUUUAUUGGAUGAGAUAAGAAAUGCACAUGAAUCAGGGACAUCGAGUGAAUGUGAUUCAAAAAAUUUUGACAAAUUGUUAAAUGAUGCACAAAGAGAACUUUACCCGGGAUGCAAAAAGUACUCCCUGCUGCGUUUCAUUGUUUCCUUUCUCCAUAUCAAAGUGAUGAACCAUGUGACUAACAAGGCAUUUGACAUGAUGCUGGAAUUUUUAAAAGAUGUGUUACCAGAAGGAGAAAUACUUCCCUCCAGUUUUUAUGGGGCCAUGAAAAUUCUAUUUGGUAUAGGUUUGGGGUAUCAAAAAAUUGAUGUCUGCAAAUUUGAUUGUUCAUUAUUUUGGAAAGAAAAUGAAAAGAUGGACAAGUGUCCUGUUUGUAAAGAAUCACGAUGGAAAGUCAAUAAUGGCAAGAAAAAGAAAGUUUCACAAAAGAUGAUGUGGUACUUUCCAUUAAAAGCUAGGCUGCAAAGACUUUUUAUGUCUUCUAAAACUACUGAAGACAUGAGAUGGCAUGAGGAGAAACGGGUUAAAGAGGAAGGUAUCAUGAGACAUCCGGCUGAUUCUACUGCUUGGAAGGAUUUUGAUAAGCAAUAUCCUGAUUUUGCUAAAGAUUCUCGAAAUGUAAGACUUGGAUUGGCCACAGACGGAUUCAAUCCAUUUGGUAACAUGAGCAACUCAUAUAGCAUGUGGCCAGUUAUUCUUGUACCUUACAAUUUGCCUGCAUAUAAAUUUAUGAGAAAGGAAUAUCUUAUGUUAUCACUUCUUAUUCCUGGUCCACGUGCCCCUGGAAAGGAGUUAGAUGUGUUCUUAAGGCCAGUAAUAGAUGAUUUGAAAGAUUUAUUUCAUGGGAUCAGCACUUAUGAUGCAUAUAGUGGACAAAACUUUCAAAUGCGUGCAGCAAUUUUAUGGACUAUAUCAAAUUUCCCUGCAUAUGGCUAUUUGUCUGGAUGGAGCACCAGUGGGUAUAAAGCAUGUCCAUGUUGUCUUAAUGAUGCUGCUUCACAAAGACUAAGAGGCAAAAUAUGUUUCAUGGGACAUCGUCGUUUUUUGAACCAUGACCACCCUUGGCGAAAGCAAAAAGCUCAAUUUGAUGGAACUAUUGAAACACGCUCCAAGCCAAAGGAAUUUUCCGGAGAACAUGUUUUAAGACAUUUAAAUUGGUUGGCUGGUAUCUUUGGUGAGUUUGGUAAGAAUCCAGUUACUUGGAAAAAAGGAGUUGAUAAAAUUUAG
Messenger RNA from Coffea arabica (coffee), 1857 nucleotides. RefSeq lists its product as uncharacterized. The record is from RefSeq and is a predicted model, not a curated record. Lineage: Eukaryota; Viridiplantae; Streptophyta; Magnoliopsida; Gentianales; Rubiaceae.